Messenger RNA from Labrus mixtus (cuckoo wrasse), 1187 nucleotides. RefSeq names its product transmembrane protein 229B-like. Lineage: Eukaryota; Metazoa; Chordata; Actinopteri; Labriformes; Labridae. The record is from RefSeq and is a predicted model, not a curated record. The coding region runs from base 197 to 862 and encodes 221 amino acids. The transcript is spliced from 2 exons.
AAUCUGCCAGAUCAAUACUUUAACUGGCUUUACAUGUUAACACACACACAGAGACACACACAUCAUCCUCAGGAUUUUACUUCUUGGGUCAUCGUCUCACUCACGUCCUAACACACACACACACACACACACACACACACACACACACACACACACACACACACACCAUGUCACUGUGAUAACAUGGAGCAGCUUAAUGUUUAGCCCAGGACACACACACACCAGACACAAACGCACACACACGGGGAAGCAGAGGGAUUACAGACACACACACACACACAGACACACACACAGACACACUUGCAGCUCAGGGAUGGAGGCGAGAGAAGUUCCUGCGAGGAGAAAACCAGGUGAUACUCGAACAGUCUCUGAAGUUAAAAAUGGCGCCCCAGAGUGGUUACAUGACCACACUGAUGAUGAUGAAGGCGGUCGUCCUCCCUCGGCGGCGGUGCGUCUCUACGUGUACGCGCUGCAUGGUUGUCUCUGUGAGGUGGUCUUCACGGCGCUGUGGGAUGGGCUUGGCUCUGGGGACUUCAGGCUUGGGGGGCACAGCAGUCUGUGGGCGCUGCCCAUGUACGCUUGCGCCAUCUUUGUUAUCGAGCACCUAAGGUUCCGCCUCCUGGCUCGGGACUGGCCUCUGAGUGCCCGUCUCACCGCUUACACUCUGUUCAUCUACCUGUGGGAGUUCAGCUGGGGGGCGGGGCUCAGCUUGCUGGGGGCGUGUCCCUGGGACUACUCAGGUUACAGGUUUAACCUGAGAGGACUGGUGACACUGGAGUACGCUGUUUUCUGGGCGUUGGCGGCAUUUAUCGCAGAGCAUCAUGUGAUCAAGAACACGCUGAAGAUGAGACUGAAAGACUGACCUGAGAUCAGCCUAAACUACGAACAGAUAAUACACGGAUGGACUUCACUUUAAUGAGAUGUUUAUUAUCGUUUGAUAUUUAAAGGAUGGACAGACGACGGGCUGGAGAAGAAGUGGGCGUGGCCACCGUGACUGCUGUGACGUCACACAUUGAUCUGUAGCCUUAAGACUCAAUUUGAGAUUUUUGUCAUCACUCUCUUGUUUUAGGAACCAGAAAUGACCAUAUUUGGUCGACAGGAUACACAUAGUUACUUUUCCAUCCUGUUGACGGGUCACCAUGGUUUCCAUCUGUCAAUCACAGGUAGCCCCGCCCUAAGUCCUCCAA